This is a messenger RNA of Arachis ipaensis, 973 nucleotides long. The record is from RefSeq and is a predicted model, not a curated record. Lineage: Eukaryota; Viridiplantae; Streptophyta; Magnoliopsida; Fabales; Fabaceae.
UGAAACAGCAGGGAAGGGGAGAAGAAGAUUAACCCUUACGCUAAUUUCAAAAUCCCGUAUCUCCUCCAUCCGAACUCCGAUCGCCGCAUUGCUUGCGGCCACGCGACCACCGCGUCGAGCUCUACGUUUCUACCGGAACAAUUUCAUAGGAUCCAAUUAGCUUGAGAAAAACGUUCACUCUUACUUAUACGAAGCUUGGGUAAGGUGAGGAUACCAUAAAUCCUAUUUAAUUUACUGAAUUUAUGCUUUGGGUAUUAAAGUGGGUAUAUAUGUAUUAUGAAUAUGUAUUAGAUUGUGAAUAAAUAAUUGGAGCUUGAAAUUGUGAAUAUCAGAACUUGGAGGAAGUUGUUUUAUUGGACUUUUGGGGGCUGUAUUUAUUUUAGUAAGUUGCCUUGGACAAUACGCGAAAAAUCGGCCAAGGCAAGCAAGAAGAUAGCAGAUGCUAAACUCACGAAAGAUUUUCAGGCAAUGUUGAAAGAAUUUCAGAAGGCACAGUGUCCUGCAGCAGAGAGGGAAACUGCUUACACCCCAUUUGUUCCACAAGCUGCUCCAUCUAGCUAUACAGCUAAUGAAGCAGAUGCUAAUUCUGGUAAGACUCCAGAACAGCGUGCCCUUCUUGUGGAAUCCAGAAGGCAGGAGGUCUUGUUUUUAUACAAUGAGAUUGCCUUCAAUGAGGCUAUCAUUGAAGAAAGAGAGCAUGGCAUUCAAGCAAUUCAGCAGCAAAUUGGUGAAGUAAAUGAAAUUUUUAAAGACCUUGAUGUGCUUGUGCAUGAACAAGGAACUAUGAAUGGUUUAGUUGUUAUUUCUCAUCCUAUGGUUUAGUUGUUAUUUAGUUGCUAAGUGUGUUUGUUGGUUUGUUUGGUUUUAAGAUUGUAUUUGUUAGACAUUUUUAAGUGUGUUUGUUUUAUGUUUAUUUGUGUGUUUGUUUUAUGUUUAGUUAUUAGAAUGGAUUGAAAAUGUAUUGAAUUUGGAU